AUGGAAGAAGAAAAAGGAAUGGUUGUGAACGGUGUUAAUAGUAAUCUUGAGGUGGGACAAGUCCCAGUGAUGGCUUUUGGGCCGUCCCACGAAGCUAAACUUAGGGAACUGUUGCAUAAGCUUUGCUCAGAGGAGAUUAAGCUAUGCUCUGAUGCUGCAAAAGAGUUUGUCAAGUUACUAAAAGGAGAAUCUGGCGGCGAUUUGUUGCGUUUAUAUUUUCAGAAGUCACCUGAGUUUGCAGAGCUUCUAGAGGCAUGGAAGAUUCGACAUGGAAAGAAAGGACUACAGUAUAUAUUCUCGCUUAUCCAGACGGUUUUGAGUCAUCCAGAAGGGAAAGGUAGAUUAACUGAUAUUGGAAUAGCUCUUGACCGGUUCUGUUUGUUACUUAGUGAAGAUAAACUUGACGAGAUUUGCAAGGAGUUAAAUAGCAAAGAGAGUAAGCAGCAGAAUGCUGCGCUUGGACUGUUGACUUCGAUGGUUAGACGUGGUCCACGCUUGGCGUCAGGAAUAGCUGGGAAGUUUGAUUUUAAGGGUUUUGCGAGACUGGCGGAGUAUAAAAUAAUAAAAACGAGGAGGGCUUGUGUUGUGUUUGCAGUAUCAUUCCUCGAAGUUGGGCAGCCGAGGUUGUUAAGCGAUGUUUUACAGCAGAAGGAAAUGUAUUCAAAAGUCCUACGAGGCCUUGGGAAAGACGAUGAUGACACUGUGGAGUAUGUCUUGUCUACGUUGAAAAACAAGAUCCUUGUCGAAGAAUCAAUGGUUCUUCCUAGUCUUAGGAGUGUUCUUUUUGGAAUUGCUACGCUAGAGCAGCUAGCCAGCAUUUCAGCAAGAGAGGAUGGUGGGACCGUGAAUGAGUUGGCCCAUGAUGUUCUCGUUAAAGUAUGUACAGACCCAUGUAAUGGAUUGAUGCCAGAUGAAAGGAGAAAGUUGACAGGAAAUUUAGAAAGACUGCUAAUGUUGAUGAAGAAAUUGAGAGCAACAGAGAUUGUUUAUCACAGGGAUUUGCUUCUAGCAAUUGUUAGGGGUAGACCGUCUUUAGCUUCUGCUUUCUUUGAAGAAUUUCCAUACAAUGUGGAAAAUUUUGCAUCACCAUCCUGGGCUUCUUCUAUUUCCUUGGCAUCAGAUUUGGUAUCUUCAGUAAGAAAUUCAUUUUCUUUUGAGUUCCUCAAUCCAGAUCAACGUUCUACCCCUCCUUCAGGUGGUUCAGAGAAUCAGACUAUCAUGAAAGAAGUUCAGACUAUCAUGAAAUGUAUAUGCCCCCGACCAUUUAACCGGUUGUUGAUCACCCGAGGGAUGCUUUGCCCUAAAUUUUUUGUGAAACAUGGGACCUUGAGAUUCCUCUCGGAAACGCUUUUGCUCUGGGAUUCGUUUGUUACUGCUUCUCUUAGCUGCUCUGAGCAAAUUCAGGCUUCUCUUGAGUGGGAUGUCAUGGGUGAGGUGAGAAGCUUUUUUCCAGAUACUCAGGUGUUAUUGACUGAACUGAAGUCUCAGAGCGAUGCUAGUGGAAUUCAAAAGCCGUCUUUGAAGAGAAAAGCAGUGUCGGAGAGUGGAGUAGUAGGUAGAGAAAAACGCAUUAAAAGAUCUGAGAAGGAUGUUUUGGACGAAGUGGCUGGUGAUAUCGUCAUUGGUGGGGUAGGUUUGACAGAGGAUCCUGUGGAUGCUCAUAUGGAAGAUGGAAAGGAAUAUCUUCGGAAUGUUUCAGAAAUUUGGGCUUCAGAGCGUUGUUCCAAGCCUGUUGAUUCAGUCGAACAAGCAGAGAUGUACUUGCGCACAAAGAUUAUGGAAGUUCUUAAAACUUAUGUGCGUACUGUGCCUAAUGUGCUUGAAGGAUCAUUUGAUGUCUUCAUGAAAUUUCUUCCUAAUCAACGUUCUUCAUGGUUGCCAGCUGAAAUGCAGAGAGCUGUCUUGUCUUUUCUAAAUGAGUACAUCAGCUGGACGCCAAGGUCCCGAAGUCAGAGCGCUCCUACAAGAAUGCCACCACUUAUGUACAUGCAGCUGGAUGUAUUCGUGAAUUUGUUUCUUUUCUCACCAGACGAAGAGGUGAAGGAUCUAGCGUACAAUUUAGCAAUGGUAGCUAUGAGUAGCACUGGUGCUUUUGACAAAAAUCCAAGUGAAAUUGGUGCAUGGUUUCGGUCUCUUAAAGGUUUUGGAAAUACUAAAGGACCUCUUAAGGUUCAGGAGGCUGUACAGAGCACGUCAGCUGUUGUCAUCUCCUUUUUAUAUGAUGCAGUUAGGACAGUUGGAAAGAAUAUGUUCAAGUACUGGGAUAUUACCAGAAGUAGCCUGUCCCAUUUAAAAGGUGUAUCAUCAAUUGGUCUCAGCCCCCUAAUUGUUUGUGUACUGCAGAAAUGUGUGAAGCUACUAACUGUAUCUAAAAGCCUUACUUUCCCGGAGAAGUCAGAAAUAUCUCUGUACGUAGAUUCCAGACCACUCUCAUGUUUGGUCGAGUCAGUUUUGUCUGAGGUGGUUGAUGGAUCUAAAGAUUCUUUAUGUGAAUGGUGGCCAUUGAGAGCGUUGCUGCUUUUCUCACAAUCUUUGUCAAACAAAAAACCUUUGCAUUCCAGAAGGACAACAGGUCGACUUGCCGAUGCUUCUUUUGCAGAUACUCUUGAUGAGAUCAAAGGGCUGGUGAAACGUAGUUCUCCGGAUGAAAUUGCUGGAAUCGUUCAGUCGUUCUCUUCUGCAUUGAUAUGUGCAAGACCUGAAUCGAUUUUGGAGAAUUUUGAUUCUGUGAUGGCUAUUUCUUGGACACUCUACGGAACAUCAUUCUCAAUCUUACAGGCGAUUGCCUUUCUAGAAGAAAACUUCCUCGGAGACCUUUCAAAGCUAUCGCCUGACUUACUUGUGCGAGGAACAGUAUAUAGGGAAACUGGUUUUGAUGACCACUCAUCCAUAACUGAAGAAAUUAAAAGUAAGAUGGACGUUUGCGUUACUGAAUCUCCUGCCUUCCCUACGUUUUUAGAGCAGCUUCCUUUCCCUGAAUUGCUUACCGCAAUUAAAAACAUGGAUAUAUCUUGGUUACCAAGAGUAUCAGAGUUACUGCUGCUAAAAGUUUCGCAUCCUAAAAGUGAUAGUCUCGAAUCUAUCAAGUUAAUACUCUUCCAUCUCUACCAGAUACGAUCAUCUUACAAGGUUCAACCAGCUCCGGUACUCUGUCAACUCUCUGAGAUCUGCUUACGAAUCUUGAAGCACUUGUUCUCUCAAAUAUCAGAGCUGGAACCCUCUUCAGAUCAAGUGGCCCAGAUUGUUCUUUGCCACCCAGUUGUGUUGGCACUGUUGGAGAGUCCCUUGGAUUGUGGCACAUUACCUCUAGUGCAGAAUGUUGAGAUUUUUUCAGAAACGUCGCUGGCAACGGGCAGGAUAGUUCUUAGUGAAAUAGAUCAGCACAUCCUAGAUGUAUUGGCUUCUACUUGUGAGCAGUUUUUGUUUGAUGAGAGACGCAUUGUGAAGCAAGGGGAACUCAAUGAAGAUAAGUCAAUUGUGGCUUUUAAAACCUUGGUUGAAACGCUUCUCUUGGAAUUCAGAGGCAAGUUGGAGCUUUGUGUUGGUACUCAAAGCUACGUGCCGCUUCUACAACCAUCACAAAUAAUUCACGCUUUGUUGAGGUUUAUAUCACCUUUUAAACUCUUAAAUCUUGCACGUUCCAUGCUAAUUAAUGUGGAAGAAUUGGGAAGCCCAAAUUUGAGUAAGAUUGUCUGUUUGGGAUUGGAUAUUGCUGGCGGGUCUUUUGAACUACUUUCGUUGUAUUCACAGCAGCCGGCUGCUAAGAGAAGGAUAUAUGAUUUGCUGUGGGAGUUGGAAAAAACUAAUUAUGACAAUAACCUCCUUGAGGAAGUCUAUAGCCUGGCAUGCAAGUUUUCUACCUCUUUUGGUUUGGUUUCGGCAGACACUUGUUUGCUUAAAGUUGGGGGUGGCAUUUUCAGGGCGAAACAUAACCAGCAUAGUAGUGCCCACCUGUUGACCAUGAUAAUCUCACAGAUUGUUGGUAGAACCCCUGAAGACUUGACUAUCCAUUGCGUUAACCAGACAAGCAUGAUCAGAGCCAAGAUAUUGUUUUAUCUUGUGGAGUCCAGUCCCUUGCAUCUGUCAGUCUUUGGAAACUUUUUCUAUAGUAAGCUAAGUAAGCAACAGGGUGACUCUGCGCUUACUGAUGAUCAGUUUCUCAUGCUUCUGCCGGCUGUGCUAUCAUAUCUCUCACCAGUUUUUGCUAAACCGGAGAAGCCGUGUAGUAGAUGUUUGGAUAUAACUUCAUUUUAUUCAAGUAUACUAAUAAAUGGUUUUCUACAGUGGCCGAGCUUUUCUUCCGGGUGCAUCUUUGAAGAGAAAUAUGAAGAGAUUCGUCUGUCAGCUACGGCUGAGGAUAUCGAUACUAUGUUUAAGGCGAGUCUUCUUGGGAAGGCAGUACGUAUGUUUCAGGAUCACUUGGCCUGGACUGAAAGUCCAACUAAAACCGAAGAUCUCUUAAAUGUAUUCCAGUCCAUGUUUCCUCACACUGGAAAAGAGAUGUUGGAUGACGAAAAAAAAGAAGUGGACGUUCAAUCAGUAGACAUUAUGUUUAAUGUUGCCAUCCGUGAAGUUGCCAAAAUCGAACUCUCAAGGAUCUGUUUGUUUCCUGCGGAUAGCAAUUUUAAACGUCAAGCAGGAAGUUCCUCAGAAAUGGGAUCCAAGAAAGAGAGUUUGUUCACGCUGUUAUUAGAUUACUUAGUUGGUAAGUGGCAUUGUGUUGUCAAGAGAUCUGAUGGUUCUUUUAAAGGGAAUUCCGACAGGAAACAAGACAGAUGUGGGUUCCUGUGCAAAAGUCUUGAGAACUUCAUUCUGAGAAAUAUUCUAAAGCUUUUGGAACACAUGUGCGAGGAGCUUGUUCAUUUGGAUUCCGUUUCUUUCCUGGAGAGACUGAUGAAGUCAGUUCUUCUGUACAGAUUUGAGGACUUGAGAACAUUAAAGACACUGAGGCAAAUUUUCUCUUUAUUGUCUAGAGGAAAGUACUCGUAUGCACCAUAUAUACAACUCCUAAUAUCUCACUCUCAGUUUACACCGACUAUCAGCUCUCUAUCAUCCUCGCACACUGGUGAAUUAUUUAGGCCUAUCUCCAGCAUUCUAAAACAUCUUAUCAUCCCAAGUCCAAGUUCUGUCGGCGUUGGAAGUUGUUGUGUUCAAGCACCUGACUAUGUGAGGCAAUUGGAAAUUAUCAAAAUUCUCAGAGUGCUUCUCUCCAAAUGUGGAAAAGAUUCAGGAAUCAUUCUGAAGGAACUGCACUUUCUUCUUUUGUGUUCUUAUGGUGCAAGUCUAAGCGAAAUCGACAUAGAGCUCUACAAGUUGAUACGUGAUAUCGAGUUGAUUGAUGACAAAAACACGCUAGAUGUUUCUGAAACAGGUUAUCUGUGGGGUAAAGCUGCCUUGAAAGUAAGAGAGGGGCUACGCCUCUCUCAGGAUGCAUCUGACGGUGGCGAAGAUGAUUUGGUGGAAGAUCUCCGACAGAGACUUUUCAAAGAGAAUCUUUGUAUUGAUCCCAAAACAUGUGCUCUAACUGUUUUGUAUUUUCCUUAUCGACGAAGCGCAGAGGUAUCGGAUAACUCUUACCUAUCUGAUGAUUCCAUGAGCGAGAAAUGCUCACCUAUAGUUGAGGACAUUGAACGAUAUGAUCCGGCUUUCAUCCUGCGGUUCUCGAUACAAUCAUUGUCCGUGGGAUAUAUUGAACCUUUGGAACUCGUCAGUUUAGGCUUGCUUGCAGUUGCAUUUGUGAGCAUGUCUUCAGCAGAUCUUGGGAUGAGAAAAUUGGCCUAUGACACUCUUAAGAUGUUUCUGGAUGUUCUUGAGAGUGGUACGAGGAAUAAGCAAGUAAAGUGGAUUAGGUUUCUGCUGCUGUGUCUGAAAAAUGUAGUUGAGGAACCAUGGCAAAGGAUCCCAACAGUUUCUGCUGUUUUUGCUGCUGAGGCAUCUCUUAUAUUGUUGAAUUCUUCUCACGAGCAUUUUGUUCCCAUUAAAAAACUGUUGAAGAGCUCGCGUUCACUGAAUCUGAGGGGAAUACCUUUGUUUCAUGAAUUUUUGUGGAGCAGUGCAUUUAACUUUAGAUCACAGAGGCUGUGGGAACUUCGCCUUGUGUGUGUGGGCUUGAAAUCAGAUGACGAUGCUAAGCUCUACAUUAGAAACUCCAUCCUUGAGGAUAUGAUGACUUUUUCGGCAACUCCUCUUGCUGAUGAUGAAACUAAAGGACUAAUCCUUCAGGUUGUGAGGAAGUCAGCCAAAUUCCAUGAAAUGGCCAGACAUCUGGUUCAAAAUUGUGGUCUGUUUUCAUGGUGUUCAUCAUUUAUCUCAUCUUUUACUACAAAGCCCACUAAAGACGAAGAUUUUCGUUUGGUUUUUGUCUUGGAGGUUAUAACUGAUGUUCUGGCCUCCAGAAGCGUUACAGAGUGGUUACAAGGCGAAGAGACAAGAGGGGCCUAUGGAGAAUGUGAUAAGAAAUCCAUAGUAGAGGCCGACCCCAAAAACUUAACUGCAUUUCCCCUCGAAGGGCUAAUGGAAAUCUCAUCGCGUUUGUGCAGACUUGUUGGUGGUGGAUUGGUUUCAAUACAAGAAAAUAGUACUUUGGUUGCUUUAAUUCUGCAGAUUCUGUCUGCUACUCUAAAGAUAUCACAGAAAGUACGAAAAAUGUACCAGCCACAUUUCACCGUCACUAUCGAUGGGAUAUUACGACUCUUUGAGGCUGUUGCUAAUUGUGAUUCUCCUGAAGUCGAUGGUAUUGCAGAGCGUGGCCUUGAUACUAUAUUAAUGAGCACCCCGCCAUUUGAACUUAUAUGCAUGGACGUAGACAAGCUGAGAAGAUUUCUUUUGUGGGGAACCUCGACAGCCUUGAAGAGUGAUCUUAAAAAGAGAUCUAAGCCAAAUGAGUCUCAUCAAGAUACUAAAACACUCACUGAAGAAACACAAGAGGAGACUAUGGUAGCAAAGUUUCUACGUUGGCUGUGUGCUUCUGUGAUUCUUGGGAAGCUUUAUACUAAAGCUAAUGCUUCGGACCCGUCGGUCUUAAGUAAAACAAAGCCAGAAACUUUGCUGACGUUGUUAGAAUACUUUAAGACAAGAAAUCCCGAAGGUAGCGAGACAGAGUCAGAGCACAUAAUAGGGGAAGUAAUCGUACACCUCCAACAGCUUUUGUCUACAAACUACAAUCUUCUUCCCUCUGUUGUAUGUGCACUUUCUUCCAUGCUUCUUCGUAAUGGCCUCGAAAUUGCAGGUUCAGAGUCUAAUGGCGAUUACAAGCUCAUCAAAUCUCUGUGUUCUAGAAUAAACGGUCCUCCUGAGGCUUCACCAGACUGGAGAUGGUCAUAUUGUCAAGCAUGGAAGGAUGUUUCAUCGGAACCAGCCACAGAUCUGCAAAAGAUAGAUGAACGCCAUGCUUGCCAACACCUUCUGCUGAUAUUCUCUGACAUGCUAAGAGUAAAGCCAGGAGAAUCUCCACAGGUGUUGCUUCAUAAAAGUUUUGACAUGUCGAGUGUAUUUGAUUGGGAAAGGGUUUAG
This is a messenger RNA of Eruca vesicaria subsp. sativa (arugula), 7512 nucleotides long. Lineage: Eukaryota; Viridiplantae; Streptophyta; Magnoliopsida; Brassicales; Brassicaceae. The record is from the annotation of a GenBank genome assembly.